GUAAAACAAAACAUAAACAAAUCGUCUUCAUUUUUAACCUGAUGACAGUUGACAGUUAUGCGUCUAUUGUAAAUCUGGAAUACACACACAAAAAUAAAGGUUAUUGAGAAAGAAGUGUUGAAAUCUAGGGGACACUGCCAAGAAAAUUCGACAUCAUGUUAUGAUUAAAACAAAAAUUAAGUCACCUGACUGCAGAUCGCGUGACCAGUCAUAAAUCUGAAUAACCUGAUAACAACGAAAACGGCAAAGACAAAAUCGACCCAGAAUUCCAGCUGACACAGAUAACCAUGGCCAAACUAGCAGAAUUCAAGAUGGAAGGGGAUGAAUUAGAAGUUACUGAGGAUAUGCUGCAGGCAUUUGAGGAGGAGGGAUACAUACUUGUCCGGGGACUGCUAAAUGGUAAGGAGCUGACCAAGGUCAAACAAGUCCUAGAAGACUCGGACCUUGUACCAACACAUGGAUAUGGGAUUCCUGAUUCUUCUGGACGAAUGCCUAAAAUGGUGCUAUGGAGAGCAGCAGGAAGUGAUGUCACUGGGAUGAUUUGUCGCUGUGAGAAAGUUGUUACCACUUCGGAAAAGCUACUUGGAGGGGAAGUAUACCAUUACAGCUCCAAACUGGUGAUGAAGGAGCCACUUAUAGGUGGGAGACAGGAAUGGCAUCAGGACUAUGGAUACUGGUACCAAAAUGGCCUGUUGACACCUGAUGCCCUCAGUGUGUUUAUGGCAGUUGACAAGUGCACUAAAGCUAAUGGAUGUCUGCAAAUUUUGCCAGGUUCUCACAAGUGUGGUCGUAUAGAACACAAGAUGGUAUCAGGACAGACAGGGGCUGACUUAGAAAGAGUGGCAGAGAUCCGUAAAAAGCUACCCCUCACCUAUGUAGAAAUGAAUGCAGGAGAUGCCCUGUUUUUUCACUCCAAUGUCUUGCAUAUGAGUGACCCAAAUGACAGUAGUGACCGCCGUUGGGCCCUCAUAAUGGCCUACAACCGUGCUAGUAAUAACCCUGUGGAGAGGCUGGCUGCACCCUUCCCAAGAUACACACCUCUAGCAAAGGUCCCUAACUCUGCCAUAUUAAGCUGUACCAAUGUGAAUGACUUCACAGGAAAAGACUUCUUGAACCCUUUGGAAGACAAAACUGUUAAAGCCGAAACGAGCAAACCAGGCAACCUCCAGAAGGCAUAGCUUGAUAUCCAGUGUGAUUUGAUAAAGAUAAAGUGUAUGUCAUUGAUAUUUUAUCUGGGAAAUAUGAAUCAAAAUGAAACAACGGACUACAUAUAUGUGUAUAUAAUGUAUGUACCUGUUCAGUAAGGUGUUCAUCUAGGAUGUUUUCUUACUUAUUUUACCACAUAAUUUACAAUGUUAUCAUGUCCUACUUUAUACUAAGGUAAUUCCUCGUGACAGUUUCUCACCCUGAAGAUUGCUCGCAGCAUACUUCAUUGUUUUUAAUUUUCAUUCACAAACUUUUCUCUGCAAUUUAUUUUUGGAAGGAAGUGUGGCAAGAUAUUGAGAGGAUAUUAUAUUACCCAAUAACUACAUAUAGUUUUCCUGUUUACAUGUUUAUUCAUCUUAUAAGGUUAAAUUUCAAAAGGUUAGAACUCAUAAUGAUAUGAAAUGUUGUAAUACUAUCCACAGGUUUGUGAUAACAUGCCACUGAAUAACUUAGAAAACAUAUGAGGUGAUCUUUCCCUUUAAUUUUAGGAAAAUCAUUCUGAUAUCCACGGCUAGGUAUCUAUGAUGUUGAUAGAAAAGAGCUAUAGAGUUUAAAAUAUUUCUAGUCAUUUACAAUUGAUAAUAAUUACAUGUACAUCUAUGAAAUUCUUGGUAGUCUUACAUGCCCACACUUGUCAGGAUCAUGUUUAAUACAUUUUAUUUUUUUGUAUAUAUUUCAAAAUGGAGAUGUCUAAUCAUUUAAUUGUCAUCUUAUUGAACUUAUCAGUACUGAUAUGUACAUAAAGCUUUACAAAUAUUGUUUGUAUCAGGAUAACUAAGAUAUAUGUUUUAAUUUUUUUGAGAAUAAGUCAGACAUUGCCCCAGCCAGAAAGAACAAUACUGUGAUAAUGUUGUGAUGUAAGACACAUACAGACAUGUAGGUUAGAAAAUCAAUCUCACCGAACAAGACAAGCAGUUCACAAAUUAGUGUAGAAAUAGGUACUGAGAAUGAAAACUGCUCUGUCAACCUUUAACACGGAUAAGUCACCAGCUUACCAUAGAUUUCUUACACAUGUGGAUUGAUUCAGCUUUAAUGUAAUCACAAUCAAGGAAACAGUGUUGCAGAGUUACCUCCCCUCUAUAUCAUUGCAUUUGUCUAUGAUGAAUCUUACUGUAACUCUCUGUGUUCUGUACGCUUGUCAUCAGAGAUCACUGUAUAUUUAUAAUAAUAUGUAUUGUAUUAAUAUAUGAGCUCUAAGGCCAUAGAAUGAACUUGAAUUGAAUCAAUGCUGUUCUUAUUUUGGUGCCACUGUGAUAUUGCUGUGUAAUUAUUGCUGAUGACUAGUAACUCUACAGUAGAACAUUGCACAAGGCAGUCUGUGGUUGUUUUUAUUAACUCUCUCAUUACUUUAUUUUGAAAUGAAGUAAGAAAAUGCUUUUAUUUCUAAUAAGUAUCGUUUUAUUUUAUUAUUAUUGUUGUAUACCUGUAGGCAUCAAGACUAUCUAUAUGACAAAGAAAAUGCUUUUGUUUCUAAUAAGUAUUGUUUUAUUUUGUUAUUUUUUUUGUAUACCUGUAGCAUCAAGACCUGUAGGACAAAGAAAACGCUUUAAUUUCUAAUAAGUAUUAUUUCAUUUUGUUAUUUUUUUUGUAUACCUGUAGGCAUCAAGACUAUCUAUAGGACAAAGAAAAUGCUUUAAUUUCUAAUAAGUAUUAUUUUAUUUUGUUAUUUUUUUUGUAUACCUGUAUGCAUGAAGACUAUAGGACAAAGAAAAUGCUUUUAUUUCUAGUAAGUAUUAUUUUAUUUAAUUAUUUUUUGUUUGUUAUUUUAUUUUGUUAUUUUUCUUUGUGUACCUGUAGGCAUCAAGACUAUCUAUAGGACAAAGAAAAUUCUUUUAUUUCUAAUAAGUAUUAUUUUAUUUCUAUUUUUUUCGUAUACCUGUAGGCAUCAAGCCUAUCUAUAGGACAAAGAAAAUGCUUUAAUUUCUAAUAAGUAUUAUUUCAUUUUAUUGUUUUUUAAUUGUCUUUCGUCCAUUGUCGUCCGUUCUUAAACAGUUUGCAACUUCUUUCAAGAGGUCCAGAGACCUGAUAUAGUGUCUGUAGCAUGCUGGGAUAAAGGACCACCAAGAUGUUAAAAUGAAUUACCUUGACCUUCAUUCAAGGUCACAGGGGUUAAAUAUGCUAUAAUCUUUUAAAUGAAACAAGAGGCCCAGAUACCUGAUAUUCGGCCUUUAGAAUAAAGGGAUGAAGAGCUAUCAAUGUUGUUGUAAUGAAUGACUUUGCUGUCCAUUCAAGGUCGUAGGGGUCAAAUAUGCUAAAAUCUUUAAACAAAUUUCUCUCACUAAUGAAGAGGCCCACAUACCUGAUAAUUGGCCUUCAGCACCCUUGGGUUGAAGGGUUAUAAAGUUUGUUUAAAGGAAUGACUUUGAGCUUCAUUAAGGCCACCAGACUCAAAUGUGCUAAGAUCUUUUAAAUCUGUCUUCUUCUCGGGAACCAACACACUAAGAAACCUGAUAUUUAGCCUGGAACAUACUGGGGUGAACGACAUUGACCUCAAAUUCAAGGUGAUGGGAAUCAAAUUUGACAAAAUAAAUUAAAACUCAGGUGACUGUUGGGACCCAUGGGCCUUUUGUUAUAAUUUACAAACGUUUCCUUUUUUUGGUCAAUUCACAUACAGGAUUUGUUUCCUUUUUUUCAAAUUUUACUGUUUAAUUUCUACUUUUGUUCAAAAUGUUGAUGUAAAUUAUUUCCUGUUUUAUUUCAUCUGUGAAUACUUACCGACUUUAUGAGGAAAUAGAACAAAAAAAGAAAAAAGAUUCUGUCAUCUUUGUUCCAUUUUAAUGAAGCAUUUAUUUGAAAGACAUUCACUUAUACUUGUUUUAAGUACAAUCUUUUGAACUCAGUACACAAUUUUCAGAAACAAUGCAUAUUUGUAUAGAUCUCCAAUCUUUUGUGAUGGAUUUGACAUGUUCAUUGUUGUAAGUUUAAAGAUCAAGUAUAAAGAUGUAUGAAAACAUUUGAAUUGUUCUCAUAGCAGUUAAUCCUCAUGAUCAUAUAACACAUGUGAAUAUUCUGCAUGAAAUAGAAAAAGAGCUUAGUACAAUAUAUCACAUGAAAUAGAAAAAGAGCUUAGUACAAUAUAUCACAUGAAAUAGAAAAAGAGCUUAGUGCAAUAUAUCACAUGGAAUGGGAAAACAGCUGUAAGUUAUAUCACAUGAAAUGAGAAAACAGCUAAGUCCAUUAUAUCAUAUAAAAUGGGAAAACAGCUCAGUUAUAUCACAUGAAAUGGGAAAACAGCUAAAUACAUUAUAUCACAUGAAAUGGGAAAACAGCUACUGUAAGUGCAUUAUAUCAUAUGCAAUGGGAAAACAGUUAAGUACAAAUGGAUGGGUCACAGGUAAGCACAUUAUAUCACAUGAAAUGGGAAAACAGCUAAGUACAUUAUAUCAUAUAAAAUGGGAAAACACAAAUAAGUACAAUAUAUCAAAUGAAAUGGGAACACAUCUAAGUACAAUAUAUAUCUUAUAGAUAUCACAUAGAAUUGGAAAAAGAUAAGUACAUUAUAUCAUACGAAAUGGGAAACAGCUAAGUACAAUAUAUCACAUGAAAUUAGUUCGUAAUGCUUGCUUUUUUGUUACCAUAUUUUUGAAAUAUUCAGUUAACUACAUUGUAUAUAGCUUACAGCCAAAUUUAACGCAAACAAAGUGCAAUAAAUUAUACAUGAUAUG
Pecten maximus is the source of this 4871-nucleotide messenger RNA. Its product is annotated as L-proline trans-4-hydroxylase-like. The transcript is spliced from 10 exons. The record is from RefSeq and is a predicted model, not a curated record. NCBI's taxonomy places the organism in Eukaryota, Metazoa, Mollusca, Bivalvia, Pectinida, Pectinidae. Bases 288 to 1178 code for a protein of 296 amino acids.